AUGCCCAAGCACGCAGGACACCGAGCGCCGCGCCGCUGCGCUGCACGGCCAGGUUGUGGGGCUGACGCGCGCGCUGGCGGCUCGGCACGCGGCUGCUGGUACUACCUGCGCUACUUCUUCCUCUUCGCGUCGCUAGUCCAGACCCUCAUCAUCGCGGGGCUGGUGCUCUUCAUGGUGUACGGCAACGUGCACGAGGGCACAGAGGCCAACCUGCAGGACACCGAGCGCCGCGCCGCUGCGCUGCACGGCCAGGUUGUGGGGCUGUCGGCCACGCGAGACAACCUCACGCGCGAGCUCAACCUCACUGUGCGCGCCAAGGACAGCAUCAUGCAGAUGCUCCUGGGCGCGCGCCGCGACCUGGAGGGCAUCAAUGCCAGCUUCCGCCAGUGCCAGGCCGACCAGGUGAGCCUGCUUGCGGGGGGUCUUCUGUUCUGUCUCUUUGGGGUUUCGCUUCUGAGCCAGGGUCUUGCCAUGCAGUGCAGGCCGGCCUCAAACUCGAGGCUUCCUCCUGCCUCAGCCUCCAGAGAGCGCGAAGACCUGGCCAAGGGGCUGGAGGAGCGCAAGCGGCAGGUGGAGCAGAUGCAGAUGCAGGUGGAAGUGAAGCGCUCGGCGCUGGACACCUGCCUCAAGGCCAAGUCGCAGCCGCUGUCCCCGCCUCGCAUGGGGCUCGCACCCCCCAACCAGCCGACCCCCAUUGACUCAACCAGCCUGGAGGAGUUCAAGAAGAGGAUCCUGGAGGGUCACCAGCUGUCUGUGCUCCGCCCGGCCAAUGGCUGAGGAAGCGACCCGGGAUGGAGGUGAGGACCCCGGGCCACCACGCUUCAUCCUGCUGGCACUGCGCCUGCCCGCCCCACAACCCCUGAUGGCGACGUCACAUCCGCCACGGUGACGUCGCAGCAGCAAGCGAUGACGUAUGCACAGAGGCCUCCGCACACCGCUGUGGUGUUGUGUGCGGAUGGUGCUUACUCCUCGCACACACCGGGAGUGAAUGAACCGGGCAGGGACACACGCCGUGACACGCACGCGUUGCCCUUCACAGGCCACCGAGGCACCCGCAGCCCCUGGCUCCGCACCGCCCUGCAUCCCGCCGCCCUCCCUCCUCCCACUUCCUUAUCUCCCCGCUUGGAGGUGAGAACAGGAAACCAUUGGCUGCCUCGAGAAUUUCCAAGGCCCCCGAGAGUUUCUAGACCUUCCUUGGGAGUUUCUAGGUUCCCCCUUGGGAGUUUCCAGGGUGCCCUGGAGUUUCCCACGGAGACAGACCCCCCCACAGGCCCCGCAUGCACCCCCCUGCCUGUGGCCAAUCCAGAUACUAGCGUCAUUUAAUAAAUACUAUAAACCCUU
Molecule: messenger RNA, 1341 nt
Organism: Fukomys damarensis (Damara mole-rat)
Lineage: Eukaryota; Metazoa; Chordata; Mammalia; Rodentia; Bathyergidae
Gene: Plvap
Product: plasmalemma vesicle associated protein
Exons: 6
Coding region: 1-777 (258 amino acids)
Biological process (GO): regulation of vascular permeability; positive regulation of cellular extravasation
Cellular component (GO): caveola
Source: RefSeq, a predicted model, not a curated record